Messenger RNA from Brachypodium distachyon (stiff brome), 687 nucleotides. RefSeq names its product exonuclease 1-like. Lineage: Eukaryota; Viridiplantae; Streptophyta; Magnoliopsida; Poales; Poaceae. The transcript has 2 exons. The record is from RefSeq and is a predicted model, not a curated record. The coding region runs from base 132 to 491 and encodes 119 amino acids. Gene Ontology annotation, molecular function: 5'-flap endonuclease activity.
AUAACCCUUCGUGCCUCGUUAGGCUAGUCGUUCUCAUUUCCGCCUCUCUGCUUCUCCCCGGCCAAAUCUUUCCCCCUGAAAGGCCGAAACAAAUCCAGAACCAAUCGGCUUAUGAUUAUUUUGUCGCACUGAUGGGAAUCCCCAAUCUUCUCCGCUUCAUGAAGCCAUUCAUCGAGCCCGUGCACAUCAAGAAGUACACCGGCCAACGGGUCGGUAUCGAUGCCUACACUUGGCUACACAAAGGAGCCUAUUCUUGCAGCAUGGAGCUGUGCUUGGACCCUAAGAGCGGCGGUGCCAGGCGCUACAUCAGCUAUUUCAUGCACCAUAUCAACCUCCUGCGGCAUCAUAAGGUUGUGCCCGUCGUCGUCUUUGACGGGUGCAGCAUGCCCUGCAAGUCAGCCACGGAUAAAGACAGGCACAAGUAUGCCUAUUCGAACUGUCAUACCAUCUGCUUGAGAAAUGCAGUUCCUUUUUUUUCAUCUGUUAGCUAACUUAGUGUGAUCAGUUGAGAUUGUAUGAUUUGUUAGCAUGGGAGGUAUUUUAAUUGUUGCAACACUAGCAUUGUGCGUUAACUCCUUGCACAGCUUUGUUUUAAGGUCACAAUGGAGUUGGUUAAUCUCUCUAAAAAAACAAUGGAGUUGGUUGGUCAUCAGAUUGGAAACAUGUAUGGAACCAAUAGGAAUCGAA